GGGUUUAGCUCAGCUCAGCUCAUAAAAAAUCUGAAAUAUUUACACACAUAAAAAGUGACUCUUUUUUUGUUACUUGUCUGUCAUCUUUGUCUGUACAAAUCAGAGAAUGGAUCCAAGUGUUGAAGUAGACGCUCGACCAAACUCAAACUGAACACAAACCACCUUUCUUUCUUUCCUUCUCUUUUCACCACACCCAUUAUUCCCCCACCCCCCAAACAAUUUAUUACAACUACAUUUAGUGCUUACCAGCAAUCGUAUGUUUUGUUGUUUUGUUUCAUUAAUGAAAAUUAUGGAUUCAGUAGUUGUUGAUAGGGUCACCUAAUCCAGUAACCCACUGCAUAAAACUCAAUUCUCGCGAUGGCCCAUUUGGAUUUAGAAUGCGGUGGUGGAGUGAGGGAUGAGCAAGAGGAAGAGGAGGGGAGUGUUUGUUUUUCGGAGGCUUCUUGUUACUCUCAGUUUUAUUCUGCUGAUGGUUCAAGUGAUGACUCUAGUUCUGAUCAUGAAAUCUGUCAGGUUUUGGAUUCUAGGAGAGUUUCGUGUUCUGUAGUUGAACCAGACUACUGUCGGGUUGAUGACAGCAACAACGGGGUUGUUCAAGUGAACGUGCAAUCGGAGAGGGAUUGUAGAAUUUGCCAACUCAGUGUUGAGAUGGAUGCUGCUCACCAGGAGAAUGGCAUUGCCAUUGAAUUAGGUUGUUCGUGCAAGGAUGAUCUGGCUGCUGCUCAUAAGCAUUGUGCCGAGGCCUGGUUCAAGAUCAAGGGGAACAAGAUAUGUGAAAUAUGCAAUUCAGUCGCACGAAAUGUUGUUGGCCCAAAUGACACAGAAGUAGCACAACAGGGAAAUGAGGCAAACGCGAUGCCAGCAACAGCAGCCUCAGCAACAGCAGCAUUUUCAUCAUCAACCACUGGAACACGAAAAUGCUUAAAUGGUCACCGCUUCCUCAAUUUCCUUCUGGCUUGUAUGGUGUUCGCAUUUGCCAUAUCUUGGCUUUUCCACUUCAACAUACCCUCAUGAAUUCCCACUCAGAAGUUGGUCUUUUAAGUUCAUCAGCAAUCAGCAACAGCAUAAGUUUAGGGAGAAAUGGGUUGAACGUGCUGCCAAAUUUUGGAGGCACAGCCUUCCAGUUCCACUACUAUAAGUAACUUUAUUUUUACAAUCAUAUUCAAGUUUCUCAUCUGUAAGGGCCUUGCUCAAGUAAACAAGUGAAUAAUAAAUCAUAAGUAUCUUAUUAUGAUUUAUAAAUGAUUAAAAUAUUUUGAUGCGAUUUUUAAA
Messenger RNA from Daucus carota subsp. sativus, 1272 nucleotides. RefSeq lists its product as uncharacterized. Lineage: Eukaryota; Viridiplantae; Streptophyta; Magnoliopsida; Apiales; Apiaceae. The transcript is spliced from 3 exons. Gene Ontology annotation, molecular function: zinc ion binding. Bases 358 to 1014 code for a protein of 218 amino acids. The record is from RefSeq and is a predicted model, not a curated record.